AUGGCGGUGAGGCGGCGGCAGAGGCGCGGGCCGGGCGGCGGGCGAGCGCUGCUGGCCGCGGUGCUGCUGUGCGUGUGGGGCCGGGCGGCGGCCGAGCGGCUCCGCUACGCCAUCCCCGAGGAGCUGGGCAGAGGCUCGCUCGUGGGGCCGCUGGCGCGGGACCUGGGGCUCAGCGCGGACGAGCUGCCGGCGCGCAAGCUGCAGGUGGCGUCUGCCGGCAAAAAGCAGCUGCAAUACUUCACGGUGAGUGAGGAGAACGGGAACCUGUACGUGAACGAGAGGCUGGACCGGGAGGAGAUGUGCGGCGAGUCGGCGACCUGCUCCGUCAGCUUUGAGGUGCUGGUGCACAACCCGCUGAACAUUUUCCACGUUGAAGUGGUGAUCGCGGAUGUUAAUGACAACACGCCACGCUUCCUUCAAGACAGUUUCCAACUGGAGAUCAACGAGUUGACUUCUCCCGGUGCCCGGUUUUACUUGGGUAUGGCAGAGGAUCCGGACACGGGUAGUAACUCACUACAAGGCUAUGAGCUGGAGCCUAAUGGGUAUUUCACGGUGGAGGUGAAAGAGAGCCAAGACGGCAGCAAAUCUGCAGAGCUGGUGCUGCGCCGCUCACUAGACCGGGAGAGUGAGCCGAGCCUGCGGCUGCUGCUGACAGCACUGGAUGGGGGAGACCCACCUCGGACUGGCACCGCCGAGCUCUGGAUCAACGUCACCGACGCCAAUGACAACCCACCCGUGUUCGCGCAGGACCGGUACCGUGUGAGCCUGCGUGAGGACACGCCUCCGGGAUCGAUAGUGGUGAACAUCUCUGCCUCUGAUGCCGACGCCGGCACCAACGCACACAUUACUUAUGGUUUCGGGAAAAUGCCCACUAAAGUGCUUCAGAAGUUCGUAGUAGAUGCCCAGAGAGGAACGAUCACCCUGCAGGAAGCUCUGGACUUUGAGGACACGCGCAUGUUCAGCCUGACUGCGGAGGCGACGGAUGGCGGCGGUUUGGUGGCACACUCCAAGGUGGAGGUGGAGGUGCUUGAUGUAAAUGAUAACCGACCUGAGAUCACAAUUCUGUCGCUCUCGAGCCCGGUGCCUGAAGACGCUCCGGUGGGCACCGUGGUAGCUCUCUUGAACGUAAAUGACCUGGACUCGGGCGAGAACGGCCAGGUGUCGUGUGAGCUGUCAGGAGAGGCGCCGCUGUCGAUCGUGGCGUCCUCGGGCGGCUCGUACAAGGUGGUGACGGCGGGUGCGCUGGACCGAGAGCAGGCGUCCGAGCACCGCGUGACGGUGGUGGCCCGGGACCGGGGCAGGCCGCAGCUGCUGCCGGCGGACAGCGGCGCCCUGCGCGGCGUGCCCGUGUCGCACUUCGUGGGCAUCGACGGCGUGCGCGCCUUCCUCCAGUCCUACUCGCACGAGGUGUCGCUCACGGCCGACUCGCGCAAGAGCCAGCUGCGCUUCUCGGCCGGCAGCUGCUGCGACACCCUCCCGGCCCGGCCGCCGCCCGACGAGCCCGCGCCGCUGCUCGGGGACCACGAUCCUGCCGGCGCUCGUCCCGUGGAUUCCGCCUCUGUCCCGGAGCUUCAGCGCUGUCUGUCGGCGGUGGCGGCGGAACCCGGGCCCGGUGCCGCCGCCGAGCCCCGCCCAAGCCGGGCCCCCUUGAGCGCGGCCGUCCGGCGGCUGCAGUGGCGCGGCGGCGCCUCCGGGUGCCGCUGUUGGCCGCCGCCGAGCGGCGCUGGAGCCGCCGCCGCCGCCGCCGCAGCGUCCUGCCCCCGCAGGCUGCUCGCUCGCCCGGCGCCGCGGCUCCGCUACGCCAUCCCCGAGGAGCUGGGCAGAGGCUCGCUCGUGGGGCCGCUGGCGCGGGACCUGGGGCUCAGCGCGGACGAGCUGCCGGCGCGCAAGCUGCAGGUGGCGUCUGCCGGCAAGAAGCAGCUGCAAUACUUCACGGUGAGUGAGGAGAACGGGAACCUGUACGUGAACGAGAGGCUGGACCGGGAGGAGAUGUGCGGAGAAUCGGCGACCUGCUCCGUCAGCUUCGAGGUGCUGGUGCACAACCCGCUGAACGUAUUCCACAUUGAGGUGGCCAUUGAGGACGUGAAUGACAACACCCCAGUUUUUAGCAACGCUGCUCUGGAGCUCGAGAUUGGUGAAUGGACCCUUUCCGGUGCUCGUUUUCCUUUGGAAAUGGCACGAGAUGCAGACCUAGGAAGCAACUCCCUGCUGACUUACCAACUCACGAGCGACCCGUCCUUCUCACUGUCAGUGAAAGACAAGCCGGGUGGAAAGAAGCAGCCGGAAUUAGUACUGGAGAGAGCUUUGGACAGGGAGAAGCAGAGUUCUUUUGAGCUGGUGCUGACAGCAGUGGACGGUGGGGAACCUGUGAGAUCCGGGACUGUCCUGGUUCGCAUCAAUGUGACAGACGCAAAUGACAACCCACCUGUGUUCAGCAAAAGCGUAUAUGAGGAACGCGUGGCAGAGAAUUUGCCAGUGGGAUCAUCAGUGUUGCGGGUGCGAGCCACGGAUGUGGACUUGGGCGCAAAUGGGCGAGUUUCCUACUCCUUCAGCAACGUCCCAGACGAGGUGCUCUCAUUGUUCGCUAUUGAGAGUGAGAGUGGAGAGAUCAAAACUGUGGGUCCUCUCGAUUUCGAGGAGAAAAAAAAAUACGUUUUUGGCUUGGAGGCGAUGGAUGGUGGCGGGCUCACCGAUCACUGUGAAGUGCAGAUCGAUAUCACGGACGAGAAUGACAACACGCCCGAAAUCACGAUUCUUUCACUGUCGAGCCCAGUGCCUGAGGACGCUCUGGUGGGCACCGUGGUGGCCGUGUUGAACGUGAACGACCCGGACUCCGGCGAGAAUGGUCAGGUGUCGUGCGAGCUGUCGGGAGAGGCGCCGCUGUCGAUCGUGGCGUCGUCGGGCGGCUCGUACAAGGUGGUGACGGCCGGCGCGCUGGACCGAGAGCAGGCGUCCGAGCACCGCGUGACGGUGGUGGCCCGGGACCGGGGCAGGCCGGCGCUGUGGAGCAGCGCGGAGCUGGUGCUGGAGGUGUCGGACGUGAACGACAACGCGCCGCGCUUCUCGGUGGCCGGCGCCGCCUUCCCGGCCGACUUCUGCGAGGGCACCUUGCCCUACUCCUACAACCUGUGCGUGGCGGCGCCGGCCCGCGCCGUGCCCGAGGCCGCUUGGCCGCCGCCGCCGGUGCCCGUCCUGUCGGCGGAGGAGCUUCUGAGCGGGGAGCCCUUGGAGAAGCACAUCUCGAGUAGAAACACCGCCGAGGGAGAAAUGCCUCUCAAUCCGGACGCACCACAGCUCUGUAAAAGUAUACAGUCGGCACAGAGUGAUGAAGUAACCUACAGCUGUAUACCAGAGACGGUUUUCUUUCGCUGCCCUUGCGCCGGUCAUUCCAUCAUGUUUUCUACAAAUAUUUGUGAUGAAAGUUCUGCUUUUGUACUACUGCGUGCCGGGAGGAGGCUGCGGGCGCCGCUGCUGACCGAGAGGAGCGAGAGGAGCUCGGAGCGCCGCAGCCCCGCCCGCUGCGGCCCGGCUCGCUCGCUCUCCCGGUGUGUGAGUCGGCGGCGGAACAGUCUGCGGUCGUUCCCGCGGUGCGGAGACGUGCUGAAGGGAGUCGGAAGAGCCUGGCAGAAGCGCUCGGGAGCGAAGCGCCGGAGCUGCACCGUGAAGCCAGAUCGGUGA
This is a messenger RNA of Lonchura striata (white-rumped munia), 3678 nucleotides long. The record is from RefSeq and is a predicted model, not a curated record. Lineage: Eukaryota; Metazoa; Chordata; Aves; Passeriformes; Estrildidae.